AUGGGGUCACUCAGUCCACCCAAAGGGUCACCUACUCCAUUGAGUCCAUCUAAUGGGUCAUUGAGUCCAUCCAAAGGGUCACUCAGUCCAUCCAAAGGGCCAUCUACUCCAUUGAGUCCUUCUAAUGGGUCAUUGAGUCCAUCCAAAGGGUCACUCAGUCCACCCAAAGGGUCACCUACUCCAUUGAGUCCAUCUAAUGGGUCAUUGAGUCCAUCCAAAGGGUCACUCAGUCCAUCCAAAGGGCCAUCUACUCCAUUGAGUCCUUCUAAUGGGUCAUUGAGUCCAUCCAAAGGGUCACUCAGUCCACCCAAAGGGCCAUCUACUCCAUUGAGUCCAUCCAAAGGGUCAUUGAGUCCUUCUAAAAGACAAUCUAUUCCACUGAGUCCAUCCAAAGGGUCAUCUACCCCAUUGAGUCCUUCUAAUGGGUCAUCCAAUCCACCCAAAGGGUCACCUACUCCAUUGAGUCCAUCCAAAGGGUCAUUGAGUCCUUCUAAAAGACAAUCUAUUCCAUUGAGUCCAUCCAAAGAACCAUCUAGUCCAUCCAAAGGGCCAUCUACUCCAUUAAGUCCAUUCAAAGGGUCAUUGAGUCCUUCUAAAAGACAAUCUAUUCCAUUGAGUCCAUCCAAAGAACCAUCUAGUCCAUCCAAAGGGCCAUCUACUCCAUUAAGUCCAUCCAAAGGGUCAUUGAGUCCUUCUAAAAGACAAUCUAUUCCAUUGAGUCCAUCCAAAGAACCAUCUAGUCCAUCCAAAGGGCCAUCUACUCCAUUAAGUCCAUUCAAAGGGUCAUUGAGUCCAUCCAAAUGGUCAUCUACUCAUCUUGAGUCCUUCCAAAGUCCAUUGAGUCUAUCUAAUGGGUAAACAAGUCAAUCUAAAAGGUCGUCCAAUCUAUCCAAAGAGUCACCUACUUCAUCUAAUCCAUCAAAUGGGUCAUUGAGUCCAUCCAAAAGGCCGUCUAGUCC
This is a messenger RNA of Anolis carolinensis (green anole), 959 nucleotides long. Its product is annotated as DNA-directed RNA polymerase II subunit RPB1-like. Lineage: Eukaryota; Metazoa; Chordata; Lepidosauria; Squamata; Anolidae. The coding region runs from base 1 to 858 and encodes 285 amino acids. The record is from RefSeq and is a predicted model, not a curated record. The transcript has 2 exons.